This is a messenger RNA of Rana temporaria (common frog), 3141 nucleotides long. RefSeq names its product MAF bZIP transcription factor (gene MAF). Gene Ontology annotation, biological process: regulation of transcription by RNA polymerase II. The transcript is spliced from 2 exons. Gene Ontology annotation, cellular component: nucleus. NCBI's taxonomy places the organism in Eukaryota, Metazoa, Chordata, Amphibia, Anura, Ranidae. Bases 326 to 1357 code for a protein of 343 amino acids. Gene Ontology annotation, molecular function: DNA-binding transcription factor activity, RNA polymerase II-specific; RNA polymerase II cis-regulatory region sequence-specific DNA binding. The record is from RefSeq and is a predicted model, not a curated record.
GCUCGGUGGACGGAUCGGUGAAAAAAUCCGGAGCGGUGUCCCCCAGUCUUGUACCGGCUCAGCACUUCCCCCCCCCCCCACCUCUCCUCCUCUCCGGUCCCGGGACUAUGAAGUGUGUUGUGUAGUUGGGGGAAGAGGUCGGUGGCCCCCCGGUAUGUCCUCCGCCGGGCUCCUGUGAUUUUUUUGGGGUGAUUUCUUGUGAUUUUUUUGGGGGGCGGGGGGCUGGGAGAGAAGCGAUCACCGCAGCAAGCUGGCUCUCCCGGUGCCCGGUCCUCCCGGUAGUGUUGUGGUGUCCCCCGUGUGGAGGGCUGCGAGCAGCAGAAGGAUGGCAUCAGAUCUGGCAAUGAGCAGCUCCGACCUGCCCACCAGUCCCCUGGCCAUGGAAUAUGUUAAUGACUUCGAUCUGAUGAAGUUCGAAGUGAAGAAGGAGCCGGUGGAGACCGACCGCAUCAUCAGCCAGUGCGGCCGCCUGAUCGCCGGGGGAUCGCUGUCUUCCACCCCGAUGAGCACGCCCUGCAGCUCGGUUCCCCCUUCCCCGAGCUUCUCGGCGCCCAGCCCGAGCUCCGGGAGCGACCAAAAGAGCCACCUAGAAGACUACUACUGGAUGACCGGCUACCCCCAGCAGAUCAACCCGGAGGCGCUGGGCUUCAGCCCGGAGGACGCGGUGGAAGCGCUGAUCAGCAACGGCGGCAACCCCCAGCAGCAGCAGCAACAGCAGCAGCAGCAACUCCAGCAGGGCGGCUACGAUGGCUUCGCCCGGGCGGCGCAGCAGUACGGCGGCUCCUCGGGGGCCAUGCCCGGGGAAGAACUCGGCUCCGCCGCCGCGGUGGUCUCCGCAGUGAUCGCCGCCGCGCAAAACGGAGCGCCCCACCACCACCACCAUCAUCACCACCCCGGGGCAGGAGGAGGGCUGCCGGGUUCCUCCGGCAGCAGCGGAGUCUCACCGGCUUCCUCCGGGAUGCACCCCCACCAUCAUCACCACCACCACCACCUGCACUUCGACGAUCGCUUCUCCGACGACCAGCUGGUCUCCAUGUCCGUGCGGGAGCUCAACCGGCAGCUGCGGGGGGUCAGCAAGGAGGAGGUGAUCCGGCUGAAGCAGAAGAGGAGGACCCUGAAGAACCGGGGCUACGCUCAGUCGUGCCGCUUCAAGAGGGUGCAGCAGAGGCACGUCCUGGAGUCCGAGAAGAACCAGCUGCUGCAGCAAGUGGAGCACCUCAAGCAGGAGAUCUCAAGGCUGCUUCGGGAGAGGGAUGCCUACAAGGAAAAGUAUGAGAAGCUCCUGGGAAGCGGCUUCCGAGAAAACGGCUCCAGCAACAGUGAAAACCCUUCAUCUCCGGAGUAUUUCAUGUCAUGAGUUUAUGAGCUUGCUGUGUCAAAGACAGAAAGAAAGAGAAAAAGCAGAAUUGUUGCCAUCCCGAGUCCUUCAUAUGAGCUUGCAAUAAAAAAAAAAAAAUGUGAAUUUUUAGACUGUCUCGCUGAAUUCAUCAUUUUGAGAGUUGCUGACCUAAAACAAACAAAAAUAAGUAAAAAAUAAAUGAGGAGAUGACGUGUAAAGCAACCUGCCAAAAUGAAGCCUCUUCAUCAAAAACUUCAGUUUUUCAUGUGACUGUAUGGCCCAGAAUGACUGAAACUGGCCUGCCAUUAAAAUCCAUGCUCAUCUCAUGCAUUGUGCUUGCUGUUAUGUCUUGGCAACAAAGAACUGUAAAUGUCAUAAGACUUUAUGGAAAAAUAGACAAUAUAUUAUUAAGAAGGCCCUGCAUGCUGGACAUGUAUGGUAUAAUUAUUAUUUUUUUUUUCUGUUUUUUUUUUUUUCUUUUGCUUGGAAAAUGGACUUCUGGACAAAAUAUGGCAUGACAUUAUUAUUAUUUUUUUGUUACUCAUCACUUAAAGACAAAAAAAGUGCAAUCUAGAUCUUCCCCUAACAUUUGCAUCUGCUAGAGAAAUAAACAAUGCUUUUUUUUUUGUUUUGUUUUAAUUUUGCAUAGUUGCAAAAUGUCUUUGUUAUUAUUUUAAAAUGCACUGAUUGCUUUUCCUCCAAAAGAUGGCAAAAUGGAUUUUUCAUAUUUUAAAUGUGGCAAAAUUUAAAAAAAUAUAAGCAACUUUGAGGAACUUGUGUUGGGACUAAAUGCUGUGAGCUAAUGACGGUCUUAAAUUUUAUUUAAAAAGAAGUAAAAAAAAAACACCCUUUUUUGCAUUUGGUUGCUGUCAAAUGUGGAAUGCUAUGGGUUUGUAGUACAUAUUUUUAUGUUUAUUUUCCGUAGAAUUUGUGAGCGCUUCUUAAAUGUUUGCAACAGAUAAAAGGAAUGUUUUAGUUUUAAUGGAACAGGUUAGACCCAUUUUAGAUGUAGUAUAUUUUACAGAUGAUGCACUAAGUUGUUCACUGUCGUGAUGUUGAAAGGGGUGUAGGAAUGGGACUAUUUUUAAAGGUAGUUUCCAACGCAUGUGCUUGCAACUUAAAUAUAAGUUGGGUAUGUGUUAAAAAAAAAAAAAAACCCAAGCUUUACCACUGACUGUAUUUUAAAACCAAAGUAUUAAAAGGGUAGAUAGCCUUAUGUAUAUUCAAGGGGUAGAUGCAUUCAAAAGUGUCUGUUUUUUUUUUUGUUUUUUGUUUUUUUAUUAUUUUUUUUUUUUUAAAUUGAAGUAUUUGGGACUGAAUUGCACUAAGAUAUAACCUGCAAGCAUAAAAUAAAAUGCAAAUUUGUUUUAGAACGCUAAUACAAAAAUGAUGCAGUUAUCAAGGCAUUACUGCACACUUUUUAAAACAAUGCAGAUUAUCUUUUUUUUAUUAUUUACAGUUUAAUAUUAUGGCGCAGAACUGGAUCUUCUGUAGCGUCACAAAUUUCACAAGUCUUAAAAUGCAAUAACCAGGAAAAUGUAUUAUCAGGGACUGAUAACAUGUCUUUUUACAAAUGAACGUAAAACUUAUCCAUAUUAGAUAGAAAUCUGUGUCAGCUAUAUAAUGUUAUUUUUGUUUGUUUGUUUUCCUAUCCAUAUUUUGCUGUGCAAAAUUUUUUUUUUUAUAUUUUGAGUUACUAACGAAAUGUGAUGUAUUUUGUGCUCUGUCAUUUCACGUCCUAUGGUCAUAUCAAAAAUGAAAAAAAUAAUCUACAAUAAUAAACUGCAGUUUUUGAUUCUGAA